UGAACCUCAGACUGGAGUGAGCUGCUUUUAAAAAAGCCCAACAACUUGCCAUAUGAGGAGACUACUGGAAAAAAUAUUCCCUCUCAUACUUUAUAUUUCUUCUGUGAAAAAGUGAUUUUGGAAGACUUUCUAGGCCACCUUGCUUGAGGUGUCCUUUUCAGAAGAAGCAUGGCUUGCUGUGUGUUACAAAUCACUGGUCUAAUACUUGGAGGUGUCGGCAUGGUUGGGACUUUGGCAGCCACAGUUAUGCCGCAGUGGAGAGUUUCUGCCUACAUUGAUGGCAACAUCGUGGUGUUUGAGACCAUCUGGGAAGGACUGUGGAUGGACUGCAUCAGUCAGCUGGGCAUCAGGCUGCAGUGCAAAUUUUAUGACUCUGUCCUGGCUCUCCCUCCCACCUUGGAGGCAUUCAGAGCCCUCAUGUGCAUUGCAGUGAUUUUGUCAAUCAUUUCCUUUUUGAUGGCCAUUGUUGGUGUGAAGUACACUCACAGGACCAAGGAGGAUCAUCAGGGCAUCAGCAUCUUCGUACUGGCAGCUGGAGUUGCCUUUCUCCUGACGGGCAUCCUUGUUCUGCUCCCUGUGUCCUGGACUGGAGGCAGCAUCAUUCGCGACUUCUAUGAUCCGAAAGUCCCUAUGCCACUGAAACGAGAACUAGGAGCUGCUCUCUAUGUGGGCUGGGUGAGCACUGCACUUCUCAUCGCUGCGGGAGCAAUGUACUGUGGCUUCUGGUGCUGGGCUGACACUUCCUCAAAAUCCAGGUAUCCCUCGCUUUCCCGUCACAGAUUGCACAAACCCGACUUUGCAGGAGGGCCGCCCCUAAGUGUGCAUGCCUAUGUGUAGUUGCUCCAUGUGAUCUUUCUGCUUAGCAUGUCGAUAUGUAUUGAUUGACUUCAGUGUCUAAUUAAACUCUGAGUCAGUAGUGGAGGAACAAUUUUGUUCAUUUGCUAUUUACUAUUGACAUGCUAACACGCUUACAGGAAAUGGUAUUACAUGGGCAUUAUGUUAGAGCACAGUCAGAAGAACACUCUCACCAUUUUAUGGGAAUGAAGACUGGCGUGGGAACAGCAGCAGCCAGGAGUCUCUCAGGGAAGACGAACAGCAUAUGGCUGGGCUGGAAGGAAGGCAGCUGCUGUGCAAUAGCACCAUUGCCCUCCCUUAAACCCACAGUGUGCAACGGGAGCAGUGCAUUUUACUCUAAGAUAAAGUCUUCAUAAAGACUGCUCUAGGGCAGCAGUGAGAAGCAUGGAGUUGGCAGCAUGGCUGAAGCAGCUGCUGAAUGAAUGGAGAAGCUGCCAGCAGUCCAGCUUCUGAUACUGGCAUACAAAUGUCCAUGCUCUCCCGUCAGAGGCCUCUAUGAUUGACUGCAGAUUUCAUAGGUGCUUGUGCAGUUGAUGUAUCCUUCUUAUCUCUUCUGCGGGCACAGAAUCCAGCUCAUGGAAUAAUAUAAUUUUAAUCACUUCGCCACGAAUGUAUUAGCUUUCUGUUGCUUGCUACCUCUUGUCUUUCACAGCUUCUUCUGUUCUAUAGUCAGCAUCUACUCUUCUAUAAAAUUCAAGACAGACCAUCUGUCUUUAUGCACUUUAAAGCACUGCGCCAAUGUCAAGUACAAUUAAACAAGCCAGGCCACAUAAAUGUGUAAUACUCACUUGCCCACUGGAGGAUCAAGAGUCCCUGCCUACAUCGUCAAUAACACCCACGAAAGCAGAACCUGAAUGUUCUGACUGCUUUGUGUUCACAAGAGUUAUUUUAAAAUGUAGACUGAGUAGUCUGAUGUCUAUCUAUCCAUUGUGCAGAAUUCAACAGUGUUUGCAGUUGCAUGGUUUUUUUCCAUGCCUUAAAACUUGGAACCUGCUUUUGACAUGUGUGUGUCAUGAUGUUGAUAAAGGACCAAAGAAGGUCCAGUUCAAAACACAGUACUAAUGGAUAGUAUCAUUUAAUUGAUAAUUCCAUGACACAGGUACUCAGUUUUAUCCUUUAGUGUCUAUGAUUGUUAUCUGAAAAAAAGGUAUAAUGACUUCUCUAGUUGAGCAGAGCAAUGCUUCUAUAUAUUAAUUUGGCUGUUCAGUUUGAAGCAGAACAUGGAAAACUGCAUUUAAUUAAACAAGCCUUUUAUUAACUUGACUUCAGAUGAACCUAAAUGAAACAGUGCUGUUGAACACAGUUAUUCAUUACAUAUAUUAGCUAAUGUGCACUUACAUUUAAGACAACCAGCUCAGAUCUUUUAGUAGAAAUUUUCUAGUCACCAGAAAACAAGUUUAAUGUAUCCUGCUCAUCACUUGAGCAGUCAAAUCAGCACUUAUUAAUUCCAGAUGAGCUUUUAAGAGAACAUUUGUAAAUAGGUUUUCUAGUACUAAAACACAUAUUUUUUGUGUUGUCUUGUAUCUGCUGAUGCCUGUCACAGCAGUUGUCAUUGGGUCAGACAGCUCAUUUCAGUGGAGUCAUGCUGUUGACUUUGGUAAUAACUUAUACUACCCUGAGGACCUUCACCUAUUAUUGUAUUUAUGUCCUAUAAUAUAUAUUUUGCUUAACAAGUACAUUUUUGGUGAAUAAGCCAGAAUUACACUUUUUGAAUUAAUUUAGAUGAUAUUUGUGAUUAGCAAAGCAGAGUAUGUGAUACAUAUUUAUAUGUAAGUAGUGAAUUUAAAUGAUGACGUAUGCAAGGUAAUGCAACUUUAUGUAGAUAAAAGUGCUUAAGAAGUAAUUAAGUGCAGUUUUCUAUAACAUUAAAGGGUCCUGAAUGAUUUCCCUAUCAGUGGGUUCAUCUAGAAAUCAAAUUUGAACUGGGUGUGUCAUUUAGUAAUUUUAUUUUCAAAGAGUUGAAAGAGAAAACAGCUUUAUUUGAGCAUUUAAGAUUAAUUUCAAAGAAAAUGUAAGCUUUUUACAUCUGACAUUAACAUCUGAUGGCUGCAUAUUCCUCCAUUUUUCUAUUUUACCAGUUGAUCAAAAGAUGAGCUCAAACAAAAUCUCUAAGCUCAGACAACCUUGUGCUUUCGUGUGGGUUUGGACUGUGACCUUGAUUCCAAGUGUACAGCUAGGCUGGGAUGCUGUUUGGAUGUCUGGGUUUUUCUUGACACAAACAGCAUUUUCUGGUAAUGUGAUUUAGCGCUUUAGACUCACCCAAAUAUGUUUAAGAGUCUGUGAUACUAAAACUUCUGAAUUUGAUGCAGGAACAAAUUUCUUAUAAGAAUCUAAUCUGCAAUAGGUGUAACACAGUGGUUAGCCUUCUCCCUUUGGACAGAACAGAAAUUCCUUUAUUGUGGAUUCUGGUGGAGAAAACCCCAUUAAGAUGUUUACUAGAUAUUCUACCUCUGUAUGCGAGGAAUGCAUUUGGCUGAGUAAACUGUAUGGGUGCAUUUGCAUCUGCUAAGGGAAAUAGAGUUUUUUCUUCUUCAUUUCCCCCUAUUCGAAAACUGUGAUGCUCCGGACUGACUACUUGGAAGCUGCAGUUUGGAGGUGUGAGUAAGAAAAGGAAGUUCUAAGGGCUUUGAUGAAAAACUGCAGUUGAGCUUUGAAAAUAAACUGUUGCUAUUUAUGAGUUUUCUGAGGGUAACAGGAAGACCUUGGCUUGAAGGGAGCGAUGGCAGAGCUUGUACAGGUCUCUAGUGACCAAGGCUGCACCUUCUACCCUCUGUCUGCUGCUCCAGGAGAGCUCCUGCCCCUCCUGGGUUAUAUCCAGCCAGGCAGGGUCUCAGGGAACCCUGAGUGUCUAAGGUGACUCUUGGAGCUUAUACAGAUGGCUGAACGUGUCCGUUCUGAGUGAGAUAGGUGAGGAGAAGAUGCUCAGGAACGUGUGUAAUGCAGCAAAGACAUUUAGGGAAAGAGCCACCUCUUCACUCCAGGGCACAGGAGGGUUGUGGAAACAGAGAAUUGGUUACACACUGUGUGAUGGAGGACCAAGAAGCAGGGUGUGAAUAAUUGCCACUGACUGGACUUUUCUCUCAGAAGAAAAGUCCUGACACGUGAGUGUCAUUUGAUAUGGAUGGGCCAGAGAUUACUGAAAAAUUGUGUCAGGCUUUUGUGUGCUAGAACUGUUUUCACCGAGGAAUGGAGGCAGUAAACUUCCUUCAGUGAUGCUAUGUUCACAUUCCCCUAGGCACAACUGUCAGAAACUUCAGGCCUGCUGUAUUUGUUAAGAGCAGCUGAUUAAAUACUGUUGUUAAAUAUGGAGUUUAAUAUCUUGAUGCUAUUAUAUACUUUAAUAUUUUGUGAUUGCAGGGCAAAAUGAA
Tyto alba (common barn owl) is the source of this 4223-nucleotide messenger RNA. Its product is annotated as claudin-8-like. Lineage: Eukaryota; Metazoa; Chordata; Aves; Strigiformes; Tytonidae. Gene Ontology annotation, cellular component: bicellular tight junction; plasma membrane. Gene Ontology annotation, biological process: cell adhesion; bicellular tight junction assembly. Gene Ontology annotation, molecular function: structural molecule activity. The transcript has a single exon. The coding region runs from base 169 to 837 and encodes 222 amino acids. The record is from RefSeq and is a predicted model, not a curated record.